GCAGAGGUCAAUUCAAAAAGAGAUGUGGCUUAAUCGUCACUCUUCUUCGGUGAAAAUGUAGAUGCGGAGCAGGCUUUGCAAUGGGUUUCCAAUCGAGAAACUAAGCACAGUGCACAACUAGAUCAACUAGAUAGGGGGGGAGUUUGAUGUUUUAAAGCAGUACAGGAUGCUCACAAGUGGAGCUCAAAGUUUCAGAAACAGGACAAAACACAUGGGAGCCCCCCAUCAUCCAUCCUGUCCAGUAGGAAAGUUUUCACCAUUCUUUGUCAUUGUUGCUUUGCUUCUCGACAAUAUCAGCCCACCAGCUUCAUCACUUGACCUCCCCUUCCACCAGAGCAUCCCAAUGAUUGACUCUCCACAACUCUUGCACAGUGCCCAGUAGCAUCCAGAGCUCCUUUUCAUGGCGGAGGCCAGGACCAGCACCAGCACCACCACUGAUGGAUCUCCCAUAAGCAAUUUAGCCCCAGACCAUCUUUUUUCAAUCUUGCUCCUCCUACCGUUUGAUUCAAUCGUUUGUUUCUCCAUGACUUGCAAAAAGUUAAGGACUUUAGCAUGCUCCGAUGCUCUCUGGGAGUCCAUAUGCAGGAGAGACUGGGGACCCACCUUAGUGGAUGCCCUCAAAUCCUCGUAUUAUCGAGAGGGUGAGUUCCCAUGGAUGAAGAUUUACAACCAUGUGCUUCAUCUUGACUCCGUCGCAUGUCAUAAUCUUUCGGAGACCGGUGGUGGUGAGAUGGUGUUGCCCAGCCCAAGGGCCUCUCACUCUCUCAACUUCGUGUCUGAUUGCUUGGUUUUGUUUGGCGGAGGCUGUGAGGGAGGACGUCAUCUCGACGACACUUGGGUGGCGUAUAUUGGACAAGAUUUUAGGAGGAGAUUAAGAUGGCAGAGGGUGAAUUCAGGCUCUCCAAGUGGAAGAUUUGGGCAUACAUGUGUGGUGAUUGGCGAUUUCCUUGUUCUGUUCGGAGGAAUCAAUGACCAUGGGAACCGCCAAAAUGAUACGUGGGUGGGGCAAGUCGCAGGGCAUGAGACUCUGGGCAUCACGUUAUUGUGGAGGCUACUUGAUGUGGAUUCAAUCGUACCACCAGCCCGUGGAGCACAUGCUGCAUGCUGCAUCGACGACCGGAAGAUGGUUGUCUACGGAGGAAUAGGGUUGUAUGGCGUUCGAUUAGGAGACACGUGGGUAUUGGAACUGUCUGAAAACUUCUGUUUAGGAAGAUGGCAUGAGGUUGUGACUCAGCCAUCACCCCCUGCUCGUUCAGGUCACUCACUGACUUGCAUCGGGGGAAGCCUAGCAGUGUUAUUUGGAGGGAGAGGAUUGGGCUACGAGGUGCUCAACGAUGUGUGGCUCUUGGAUUUGUCUGAGGGCAAUGGGACGUGGGUGGAAUUGUUCUACGAGUUAAGUGAUAUACCCGAUGGCGUUUGCCUUCCAAGAGUCGGCCACUCGGCUAACCUCGUCUUAGGAGGUCGCCUGCUAAUUCAUGGGGGUGAGGAUUCAUGCAGGAACCGAAAGAAUGUUUGGGUGUUGGACAUUAAAGCAAUUCCAUCCAUCAGAUUCCAGCCAAUUGAAGGGAAGUCGUGGAAAAGAUUGAACUCCAAAGGUUACAAACCCAACGGUAGAUCAUUUCAUCGAACUUGUGCUGAUCAUUCAGGAAGAUACCUGUAUGUAUGGGGAAUGAUGGAUGGCUUGAUUCAACCUGCAGAAUCAUCCGGCCUCAGGUUUGAUGGGGAGCUCUUCCUGGCAGAACUAAUGCUUCGGCUCUGAAGACCAGUAGAAUAGGUGCAGUUUAUCAUUUUGUCUCGGUCGCUUACCUGGUCCUGUAUGUACCGCUGACUCUACGAUUAAAUGAUAUCCAUGCAUCUAAUAAAA
Molecule: messenger RNA, 1864 nt
Organism: Eucalyptus grandis
Lineage: Eukaryota; Viridiplantae; Streptophyta; Magnoliopsida; Myrtales; Myrtaceae
Product: F-box/kelch-repeat protein At1g51550
Molecular function (GO): protein binding
Source: RefSeq, a predicted model, not a curated record